CUCUCUCCGGCCGGUUCUUUCUCUCCCGGAGCGCGCAUCCGAGAGCGCGGCCCACAUGCGCGCCCGGCUCGUGCACGUGCAAGAGUGAGAUCGGUCGCGCGCGCGCGAGCCUUUAUAUACGGGCGCGCCGUCGUGCGUGCGCGGAAGCGCGCAUCUGUGCGAGUGCGCAGCCCGCAUUGCGCGCGGCGAGCACGUCGCGCGAGUACAUGGAUUCUCGGAUAUCGCCAAUUGGCGCGGCCGUAUCUCCCUUAAUUAGCGAUGCGCUUCUUUCCCCGUGUUACUUAACCCCUAACUAAAUGCAACCUCCGCAGUGCCGCGAGGACGUGUGCGUGCGCACCGCGAGACGCGCCCACGACGCCGGGGAGUGACUUUAAUCGUGACUUUUGAUGGGCCAGUUGAUCGUGACUUUUCCGUGUCAGUGAUACCCGUCCGUUUCCUUGUAGGUACAUCCUCGCCGUGCUUCUGCGAAUCGCGGGUGAACGACCGAGUAAAGUGUAAAAGAGGUGGAGGGAAGAUGGGAGUUAAUUCGGGUUUAGGACUUUUUAAAGGUCUUUCUUUCCCUGGCAAUGGCUUGUGACGAGGGUCUAGGGGGUAUCGAGGGGGCUACCUAACGUUCGCUUCUAUCGAAGGUUUUCCUUUCGUUAAUUAUCACGCUUCCGUGCUAUAUUCUCGUCGGGUUGCUCGUAAGUGCUCUUUUAACUCCGCGACUUGCGCGCCAGUUUCGGAAUACGCGAAAGACGCGACAGCAAGUAUGUUUUUAGGGACGCGUGCAUCGACCGGUCUCGGUUCCAUAUGUAUGACGGUUCCGCCGUGUCGCGUAAAAUGGGACACCAUGUAUAAUGCAACGAUCUCGCAUUUUAUCACGGUAAACGAUCGUUUCCACGUGUAAUCGUUGGCUUCGCGAGUGCGUCCGCGCAGGCGCCGACGUAUCCCGGCGGAAACGCCUACAUGUGGAAACCAUCGGGCAGGAUUACACCUUAUUGUCGGCGCAAUAUUUCAGGCGUUGAUUGAUCUACAGAUAUUCCGUGACGCGUACUCGAUUUAAGCCUUCGACGCCCGGCGUCUUUGCGCAACAUGUUUCCCAAGAACAAACGAUAUCAGGGAGAAAGUGUCGCCGUAAGAAUGAAAUUGGACAUUUUCUUAAGAUAAUUGCAGUCCUCCGAGAUAAUGAAUUUUUUAUUUUCCUCGACGUCUUUGUAAACAUGUUUAUCCAUGUCUCGCGUCAAUAGCUGGUCGAUUGCAUAGCUCGUCGAUGAUCCGUUUAACGUCGUCCCAUUAUGCCGGCUUGAAAGCUGCAGUUACUCCGCAAGUACCUCCUCAAGACUCCGUGGCUCCGUGAAUACUUAUUUAUGUCCUCGUACUCGCGCAGGAGAAAAUAAUAAGUCAAGGAAUGCCGCAAAAAUAGAACCGCGAGAAUUUUGCUGACCACGUCAGUGCCGGUUUUCGCGCUUCUCCGUCGGCUUUUUGUACCGCGCAUUUUCCCGAGUACGGGUGCAAACGGAUAUACGGCAGUAACGUGCAUUUAAGAGAGAAUACUUUUUAAAUACCGGAUGGAAAUGGAAUUUUUUUAACGGUACAAUUUCUCUAGAAACGUCAACGCGCGUUAUGAUUAUUUAGAAAAUGUUGGUACGAGGAGAGUUCGGUGCGCACGUGGUCGUGCCGGGGCAUUAAAAGACUCUUUGAAAGUUCUUGCGAGGUCGUUCCUCUUCUAUAUAAAGGCAUAUCGUGGAUUACACUGAGGAGAGUACGUAACGUACAUGUACACGCGACAGGGGAAUAUUGCCGAUAUCUCUCGUAAACUGGACAUAUCGGCGAUUUCACAUACAACUACCAGCUGGUUAUGCGAAUUGCCGACAAUCAGCCGGUCAAGCUGGUUUUAUUCGGUGUUUACGAGCACAGAGGAAUCUCGCGAUGCGAUAGCGCGAAUCCUGAGAGGCUGCGAAUUUAAAUUCACCAUAAUGGAUAUUAACUACCGGGCAUAGUUAAUUGCAAAUAUUAAGAUCCCAAAGGAUAUCAAAUUGUGAUAGGAAAAUUUCAUGGCACCUUAGCUGUUUCUAUAAAGAGAUAAAAAAAUACGCACUUUGAAAACACAGUAUUCGCUCCGUAAUGGGAUCGAUUAAUCAUUCGAAUCGGUUUCGAAAGUGCCGCUUCAGUCCAAGAUUUAUAAGAAUCUUUCUUUCACGUGUACUCGGCACAGCAAUGCUCUGACCAGAGAAAAUCGAUAUUCCUUUAAUUGAAGAAAUAAAUGAAAUUCAGCUCCGAUUUAUACUACGUGACAAGACCUAUUUACCACCGGUGUCAGAUUAACAGAUCUGGCGCAAUGCUGGGCGACAAUUUUUUCAACAUUAAAUCGGCUUCCGAGGACCGUGUCGGUCAUUCGGAAAAAACUCUGGGAAAUUUCAAUGAGAAUUAAAAAGCAUUAGACGUGCAGGGUAAUCCCUCGCGGCAUAAUUAUUUCCGGCUCGAAGCGAUCCCCGUUUCUUUGGCCUGCCUACAACGUUGGCGUCAUUUCCGGUCGAUGGACGAGUCGAGAUGAACCUGACCGGAAGUCGAGAAGCGCAGCUUCGAGCUGCAUAGCCGAUGGGCAUUUUCGAGCAUUCGGAGGCCGACUUAAUGCCUUUACAGCCGUCGAUAGAUUCGACCGCUCGGGCACGAUUGACUCAUUACUCGUUGCAAUUUCAUCGCUCGAACGCUCCGAGUGACGUAAUUCCUAUUACGAGCGGAAUCGAGGGGGAUUGAGCCAAAAAGUAGAUCAUGAGUCUCAAAUGUCCGCGGUCCGACGUGAUAAUAAUUGGUGUAAGGUCAUUUAAUUGCUUCAAUUGCGAUGGGGCAGUCCAUCGAGUUAAGUAGAAAUAAAACUCCAUCAACGAUCCGGCGUAUCGUGCCGAUAAUUUCACUUCCUGUACCUUAGAGACCGUUAAGGCAAUGAAACCGGCGAAGCGUAAUAUUUUCGUGCAAUAUAAUAAGCAUUUCGAUGUAUCUUGGUACUUGAAUGAAUUCCAAGUUAGAAGAUCAGUUAAUGUAUUUACAGUUUCGGAUAUGAAAUUCCGCGAUAUUUUGACGCGUGCCCUGACACGUCAUACUAGACGUAACGUUACUCAGAAUUAUCGGAUGACUCGAGUCAUACAAUGCCUUAGAGAUAACCCGUAAAUGGCUCAUUUUGAACCGGGAUAGAAAAUCUCGGAUGACCGGUAGCUAUGACUAAACUGCAGUUAAAGAUAAACUCGCGCUGGCUUACAGUGCCAAGUAAAAAAAAAAAAUUGGCAUGAUCAAAAUACUGUACCGAGUAAUAACCACUCGACAUAAGAAUGGUUUAACCGUGAAUUCUCACAAAACUGCGCGUAUCUCGAGAAACUCUGUUAAUUGUUCCUUGAUAAUUCAUCGGCAUGAUUCAGUUGUACCGCCACUUCCUUAAAGUAAAAUCUGCAGGCAAAUACCACCCCUUGAGUGACUCACUUUGUAUAAUUUUAAAGACGCUUUAAGAAUAGGCACAGCGGUAUGGUACGGAGUAAAAAAAAUAUGCACGUAUAAACUAUUUCAGUCGGCUGAUUUCAGAUGGGGGGAGGUUAAAGUUAGAACUCAUUAAACAACUAUGCGAAACAACUCCGACCACCUCUUUCACGUCGAACGCGUUAAUCCGCGGUAUCCUCGAUACACCUUAAAAAAUGACUUACUACUUAGCCUACCACCAGCCCCAAUUAAAGAAAACUGCUAUAUGCCGAAAAUGCAUUCCGCAAUUUUCCCUAUUUCAUACCUGGGGUAUAAUUCUUGAGAAUAAGGGACAGAAUAAAUAAAUGAAUUCUGCGUUUCGCUUAUUUGUAUUCGGUUUAUCGGUGCGAUGGAUAAACGUUGCACCUUUGGCCGUCUCUUUAUCGCAGCAUACUCUUUCAGCGUUAAUCUGGCCGAGGGCUCUCGGCUCGUCGGAAGUGCACGCGCGAAGUACUCCUUCUCUAGGUGCUCGGAAAGCUCGCCACGUAGGUGCGUGAGACUUUUAUGAAUGGUGCGUCGCAAAGCUCGCGGACGAGUCAAGGGAGUGCAUCGAGUUGCAGCGGAAGAGGCAGAAGCGCUCGCUUACGGCGCACAUUACGGUGCAGGUAACAUUCGCCCACCGAGACAUCCCAGAGACGUAGAUUGAAUUAACCGCGGUCAACAGGGACUCGAUGUGAGCCAGACUGUGAAGUGCCGCACCGUGUGAAACCAGCUAGUGAAACCAUCUAGUGAAACCAUCGGACGAGGGGGAUAAAUUUGAUCGGAGUGCAAGUUACGGGGCGGAUCCGAUCAAUGAAGCUGAAGAGUAAACGGCUGAUGACCGCCCGUACCCAAGAAAGGGUUUGAGUCAACCUCUCAUGGGUCUAGAAUAAAUUGCAACCAGCGUAAGGACUGGUAGGAUUAUCCAAAGGAUAUUUUCGCCUAAGGUGCGACCCUAGAUGUUCAUCGGACAUUUAGACCCCGGCACGGCGGGAACCGAAAGUACCGCAUCCAAGGUAUACUUAUACACGCGGUAAUCAAAAGUGCGGAACUAAUCAAAACCGAGCGAAGCGUGCCGUACUCCAUCUCCGGUGGAGUCGAACGGCGGCCAAUUGCGCGUCUCUCGCGAUCAGUAGCCGGGAUCGUAUCAAUGUCGCGAGGAGACGUAAAUCGGAUGUGCGGCUAGCCGAUCGAAGACGGGAUAUCGCGAGCUGGGAAGGUUCUUUGAAUAUUUUUUGUGCGUCUCGAGUGGUCGAUCGGAGGCGGCGUGUGCAUCGAGUCGCGAUCAAAAGUGCUGCUCGAGAGCGCACGGCGCUUCGUCGUCGAAGUUGAACGAGCGAUUGGCAGUAUUUGGUGACAAUCGAUGUCGCAACGGGACGCAACGUCGGGCUCGAGGCUCGAGUAGGAAGAAGCUGCCGGGUCGGGGACUCGGAUAAGGCGAAAGAGCGAAUCCGAGGAGGCAGCAGCGGCUAGUAUGCCGCUGUGAUAAGAAGGGCGCAUCCAACAGCGGCAAAUGAUGCUAGUGCUCUUGCUGUGCGUCAUCAUGAAGAUUGCAGAGUUCUCCGUGGGGCGCACCGUCAGUGCACCCUUGCAGGUCCCCGUCAGGCCCUCCGAAAAUGGGAACCGGAAGCGACAGGGCCGACAUCGCGGCCGCAAAUCGGUCGACAAGUCCGCGCGAUUUCCCCGAAAACGUGCCGGUGGGGGAGCUGCAGUAAUGGAAGAUCCACAAACCCCUGGUUCUGAUUGCAAUUCGAAUCCUGCAACGGAUUCCAUCACUCAGGACCUGGUUAAUUCAGAGUUCAUUCAGGAUAAUUCUGAAUACCAGUGGUUUGUUGACUACAGUUACAGAGAUGGAGCGCUACCGGUUCACCCCAGUGUGCUCACUUCGCUAUCUGCAUCAUAUACCCAAGAUGAUCUGGGGUACUAUGAUGAUCUCGUUCGAAAUUUGGAUGCUAAUUUGGCAGAAGUCGACAUGGAAAGUUUUCGGACUGCAGAUAUUCAUACUCUCUUUACUGCUCUACCUGUCAUGUGCACUGAUCCAGUCCAGCACUCGGAGUCUAACUAUCAAAGGGAAAGGUAUGCCAGUAUUACUGGUUCUGUCAUGGAAAAGCUUGACUUUGGCUCUUCGAUCAGUCCUCAUAGCAGCAGCCAGGGAGAAGACUCGGCUUGUUCUACCACAGAUACGAUAUCCAUAUGCAAGUCUUCUUUAUUAUUCUCCCCCGUAAAGGAGACACCUGUAUUGCCUCCAGGGGGCAGUUACAGUGUCGACUCCCUGGACUGCGAAGACAUGUUACUUACGUGCCAAGCGAACAAUAAAAAUAAUUAUACUAUCGCUUUUGAAGGCAGCAUUGCAAUGUAUUCCGAUGGUUUUCAAGAUUCCGAUACCCAAGAAAAACAAAAAUUAUAUGAUUCUCCAGAUCCCUACUACGACGAAAAGUUGGAUUUAAAAAAUAUCUUGGACUUAUCGAUGGCAUGUUCCGACUCUAAAAUUUACACAACCUGGAGUAACUUGAAACGGUCAUCCAUGAAUAAUGCAAUGACACGGCAUCCUUCUGGUAAUAAUAAUACGAUUCCAAACUUUUUACAAGGAAGUGGAAAUAUAGCAUUAAACUCUGUAAAGAGGAGUCAAAGUUUGCCUGAUCUUACUCGGACGCGUGAUCUACACAUUAAUGUUCCACUCAAUUUCUCGGUUGAUUCUGCGGAGUCAAAUAAUCAUGCAGUAAAUCUACACAGUUCUGGCUCCGUAAUGAGCCGUUCGAUGAACGAAGAUAGCUCGGAAAGUGUGGAAAAUGCCUCAACUGGGAAGAAACUUCAGAAUUUAAGUUUGGUACGAUUGUUUAUGAAGCAAAAGAGUACGAGUGCGGAAGGGAUGAGUCUGACUCUGGACCAGUCUGAUUCUGUGAGUGACGGUGGUUGGCUAACCACGAACAGUAGCGACAGCGGAACUCACAAUACAAACACUCAAAUACAGAGACAUAAUAUCAAUAGCGCCUCUAAUCAUCAACAUUCUGGUAACGACUUCUCCAUUAACUGGGUCAAAGCUGAUCAAUACAACAAUGGUGGUACAGAGAGCUUUACAGAAGCGUACGACGAUGGUACGAAAAAAGCCUCGUCAUUAAAAGAGUACAACAAGGAUCCCGAGACGGAUCCAGUUGACGAAUUGAGCGAAAGCUUAACAAAAUCUCUGUCUACUUUUGACAGUGACAGAGGUACCAGAGAACACCAAGAAUAUCAUAGUAAAGUUCAUAUGAAUUCAAAGCGUGGCUCGAAAGGUGCUUGGAAAAAUUUGCCGGAAAAGAAGUAUACUAUUUCCAGGACAACUGGAAUCCAGGCAAACGCUGAAGUCGAGGAUAAUGCAGUUCAGACAUCGCUGGUCUAUCCGAUGCCUGAGGAGAAAUCUAAUAGCCAGCCAGCAGUACGCGAAACGAUAUUGAAUAAAACGCCAGUAUACGUUGUAUAUCCAAAUUAUGCUUUGCCAGACUUAUCAUUCCUUAAUUCUAAGGAUAGCACGUAUGAGAACGUUGCACUGAAGCCGCAAGGCUUCGACAAGGGUGGAACGGAUUGGAAGCGACCAGGUAGAUCCAGUAGGCCUUUCUCUUGCAACGAUAUCGAUGCACUUAAACAACGUGGAUUCUCCCAUGUCAAGGAUUGGGAGUCGUUGACGUUCCUUUUACCAAUUGAGUACAAAAAGAUUCUUCACGACGUGCCAGAGGUACCAAAAUAUGUCAGACUUUCCGACGAAGUCAAAAAACCACUGUUCUGCCUUUCUCCACCUAUGCGUCAUAGGACACGUACAUUGAGUGAAAUACUCCCUAAUAAUACUUCUUCGUCUAGUAGUACCACUACGCAACCAUCCUCCGGUUACAGAGGUUCCUCCACAAUUCUCACAGACUCGGCGAAUCAACAGGGGUCGACGAAUAACGCAACCAAUCCACUGUAUCUAUAUCGGUACGACAGCAUCAGCUCGGAAGCAAGUCUAAUGUGCCAGGAUAGUAAAUCGCAGAGACCGAGUACUCAGUCAAGAACGAACUUUCCUGCACUUCCUAAACGGUCUAUUUCUUUGCCACACGGCGAGAAAUCUACAAAUCGCUUCACCGGUCUUAGCAAAAUCCCUCCCAGGCCUCCGUUGCCCAGAAGCAUAUUGAGGAAAAACAGAGUUUCCACUAAUAAGAGGUACAGUAUGUUUGAAAUGGGAGGUGUAGAGGAGGUCGAGGAUCAAUCUUCUACGGAGACCAACAAACGGAUGUCUUUGCAAGAGCCGUACUGUAUGAAUAAUGAUAUGCAUUUAAUAAGACGUGGGAGGAUCAUAGACUCGGAGAAGGACAUCGAUGAAGUUGAAGAAAGAUAUUAUGCAGAGAGGCUGAAGGAAGCUAUUAGUCGGGGAUGCGUGGACGCAGAGAUAGAUGUCUCCGAUAACAGCGAAGACGACGUGAAACAAUUGGAGGAAUUCCUUAAACGCAGUGGGUUUUCAUCCCAAAGCAGUGACGGGGAUAGAGAUGAUCUCGAUAUUAAAUUACGGUCUUAUGUGAGAAAAUUCUUAGCUCUUAAAAUGAACAAAGACGUGUACAAGAACGUAGAUAUGUUGGAGUCCCAAAAGAAAUCUGUCAGCUUCGCUGUACACCAAAGAAGAAGAUAUUUAGACAAUAAGGCAAACGAGGUAAGCGGCACUUCUGUUGAACGGAACAAUGUCGUUUCCCCGAAUAGUGGUUUAAGCGAGAUUCGAAGCGAAUCAAGGACGAUUGACUUGGAUGAAAAGAAAAAGAUGAUGAAGAGUACUGGUAAAGCAGUUGAUCUGUUAUUAAAGUAUUGGAACAGUGAACCUAUACAAAGUCGACAAGGCUACAACGAUAAGAACGAGUGCUCGCAGAUUUGUCUCAGUAAUUUAUGCCCGUCUCUCUACGCUAUUAUGUCCGAUGGACUGAAACCGCAUUUGAAUUCAACGUUUGGACCGAUAACGAACAGCGUCUGGCAAGUGGUUGAAGCUUCUUCUCAACAAGGUCCCCUCACCAAAACCUUAAACGAAUUGGUGCAGAAGAUCAACGGGGAAGACUUCAUAACCGAAGGAAUGCUCAAAUUCCACGCAUUCGUUUUCGGUCUUUUGAAUCUACGGGCAUUGGACGCGUGGUUUGCUUACCUUUGUACUCGUGAAUCGAUCCUAAGGAAGCAUUACACCGGCAGCAGCCUCUUUGUCGAUGCCUUGAGUAGUUCUACCGCCCGAGAAGUUGUCGAAACCUUUUUGGAAAUCCUGCAGCCUCUCUCUUCAUGCCCAUUCCAGCUGGAUCUUCUCUAUCAGUAUAGGCAACUUCACAAUAGUUUUGGAAAUACGAUCAACACCACCGUCCUCAGGAAUGCCGAAUCGCCCCUGGAACAACACAGUCACGUACCCACGGAAGGUCGAACGGAUACUAACGCAAGUCCGAAGAAGAUUCGACCGCGUUCCUACGUGGCUCCUACCUAUGACCAUAAACAAAUCGGUGUACACAAAAACGACCUGGAUAACCUAACCAAGAAGCGUUGGAGUCACCUUGGAGUCGGUUCAAAAGUGUUCCAAGCUCUUGAUAAAGUAGCAUCCGAAGAUUCCGAAGAAUACACGGACAGUUUGGAACACUCACCAUUGAACAGAGCUUCAUCGAGGAAGGCUGCAGCCACGAGAAUGCGCAGCCCAGACAUCAAGGCUGAAGAUGAAGACUCGAUCCCGGCUGAGUUUAAAUUCAAGAAACUCCAUGAAAAGUGGGAACUCAUGAUCAGCAAUGAAGAACAGGCCGCUGCUCCUGCACCUCCAUCUCCAAACAGGACUCCGACGAGCAUAGGGAAAUCCAAAAUACCUCGGCUGUUGCCGUCUCCAACGAAACAGCCUUGCAAUCUACCAUUGGGGACCGGCAAGAGUGUAAAGUCUCCUGUAUCCGGAAUUCCUACACCAAAGAAAGUUCCGGCUAUCCCAACAGCAAAGGGCGUGACGAAGAAACCAGAUCUUCGAGGAAAGGACACGUCGGGACGUACGAGUAGGGUCGAUCAGGACACUGUAGGUGUCACGAGGAAUCAUCUAAUGAGGCCGAGUUCGUUGCCCUAUAAAUCACAUGGGGUCACUGCAAAAGAGAAGAAUACUAUAUCACCUCAUCGCAGAGCUGCCUCUACGUCUCUACCAAGGCCAACUUCUAUGGGGGCUGCUAGACACCCACCAAAACCUGCGCCAAAGGAAGUCCGUACACUUACUCACCGAUUACCCUCGGACAAUGGUCACUUGUCCUUCGGGGAAGGGGAAAAGUUGAAAGUAAUACUCGAGGUGGAUAAGAAAUGGCUGCUGUGUGCGAAAGGCGAGAGGAAGGGACUGGUACCGCGCGAUUGCGUCGUACCUGUACAGACCUAACCCACGGCAUGACGUUACGUACCUCAAUUUAGACUACGUAACAUUGAAUUGACACAGGACGGAAAAGGAAACCUGGAGUAAACAAAUGAAGGAACACGCGCGAAAGCCUGAAGUACGUGUACAGUGUAUUAAAAAGGGAACGUUGACGAAAUAUGCGCAUCAAGGAUAAUACCCCGUUCGACGCUACGCGUCUCGGUCGCAUUACGCAGAAGAGAAAGAUGGAACUAUUAAAUGCUUCGUUUAUAUCAAGUGCGAUAGUAUUAUUAUUAAUGUCACUGGUAAGAAAGUAGAAAUACCGCUAGUCAUAGGCUUUCGAACCAGAUUGUAUUUAAUUAUUUGAACAUAUACUUAUUUAUAAUCCGAAUGUACAUAUAUACAGUAACGACGCUGGCUAAAGUAAGGAUGAUAAUGAUGACUAGUAAUAACUUAUAUGACAUUAUAUUUGUAACUGUGAUCAUAGCGGAUAGGCGAAUAACUUUACCGAGGCGAAGCUGCAUCAGACUCCUUGUUCGAAAUCCGAUUCUUCGAAUGGUUUUAUCUUGCAAUGCUGAUACCUGCUCGAGAUAUGUCGUACGCGCAAAUUCUGUUUUUCGUUUCAUCUGGAUGUAUAAAUCACUACAUUGGGAGCUUGUGAUUCGUGAUAACCACAUUUUUUACUUGCUUUAUGUAUUAUUUAAUAUGUGAAUGCAUAAAGUAUAAUCGAAUAAAACUCAUAAGUACAA
Messenger RNA from Orussus abietinus, 10557 nucleotides. RefSeq lists its product as uncharacterized. Gene Ontology annotation, molecular function: protein binding. The record is from RefSeq and is a predicted model, not a curated record. Bases 4982 to 9835 code for a protein of 1617 amino acids. Lineage: Eukaryota; Metazoa; Arthropoda; Insecta; Hymenoptera; Orussidae. The transcript is spliced from 13 exons. Gene Ontology annotation, cellular component: cytoplasmic vesicle.